Chionomys nivalis (European snow vole) is the source of this 813-nucleotide messenger RNA. RefSeq names its product apolipoprotein F-like. Lineage: Eukaryota; Metazoa; Chordata; Mammalia; Rodentia; Cricetidae. The transcript is spliced from 2 exons. Gene Ontology annotation, biological process: cholesterol metabolic process. Bases 70 to 813 code for a protein of 247 amino acids. The record is from RefSeq and is a predicted model, not a curated record.
UUCAAGACAGAGGACCACCUCGUCCUUCUGGCCACUGCUUUCAGGACAGGGCCAUUCAGCGGACCCACCAUGAUCCAGGCUGCCUUGCUCCUUGCCUGUGUCUUACUGUCCUCAGUGGUCGCCUUUCCAAGGAACGCCCAGAAUGGUGCCCUGCCCGUUCAGCCGGCUGUCAGAGAGACUGAGUCUACAUCAAAUGUGCUCUCCGGGAAGAUCCUUCCUCCAGCCCCUGGCACGUGCCAGGUCCUCUUGAACACAGUGCCCUCCUUAGCCCCCUUACCUGAGCACUUGUCCCUCUUAGCGCUGAAAGUGGCCCUAGAGGAUGUGGGCUGCCCUGCUGAGGCCCAGUAUCUGCAGCUUCAGCUCAGUGAAGCGGGAGGGGAGGAUGACACUGAAAGCCUGGUCCUCCAGAGUCAAAUGCGCAGCAAGGAGGAGGUUCUGAGGGGCCUGGGGGGGUUCCCUGGGGAACUGAAAAGGGUGCGGCGCUCAGGCACGCUGCCCGAGACGUGUACGGAUGAAAGCGCGUGGGUUCUCCACGAGAGUGCAUCGUUUCUUGCUGAGCUUGCUGAGAAGUUCCCUUCUAUCGACGUGGUAAGUGAGUUCAAGGCUUCUGUGGCCAAUGUCACCCAGCAGUGCACCAUCGAGUCUUGGGAACAUUUGGAAGAAGUACGCAUUAGGAUGAUGAAAAGCCCAGAAAUUAAGAAUGCCACACUCUCCAUAGAAGAUAAAAUAUACUUCACUUCUCGGCUGGCAGUCCUUCUGAAACGUGUUUUCAUGAGCUUCCUGUUGGAGUAUUUUUGGAGUUAUUUUGGCUAG